ACCAACGCAGGACGGCAGCAGCUAUGGCUAAAAGCGAUGGAGGCGAUUACUUUAAAAGAACCAGCAUGUUUUGGAUCGUCAGCAUUACUCUGGCGGUCGGAUAUUUCACUUGCACCGUGUUUGCGCCAGAAAAAAUCCCAUUUCAGUACCUUGGCCCAUUUGGCACCUUCUGCAGAUACCUUGUGGAUAACCAUGCUGACACUCUGUACAAAGGGUGGUGGGCCGCCUUUGCUAUCCAUGUGUUUGAGGCCGUUGUUUCUUUGAAGGUGUGCAGUGACAAAGGUAUCAACAACACGGCCACUCGCUGCCUGUGGUUUGUCCAGACCUUUCUGUACGGCAUCACUUCCCUCGGCCUGCUCCUCAAGUACAACCCCGAGCGUCCCAAACAACACUGACACCAGCAGGAGGAGCCUGCAGAACAGCAGUGCAGAAGAUAAAUCCAGAAAAUCAAUCGCUUCCUUGUGCCUCUUCUUCUUCCACUGUCUCUCUCUUUGACAUGACAAAGUGAGCAUGUGGAGGACACAUCUGAGCCUUUUCUUUUAAACUGUUUCCUUUAACAUAAAAGGAUUGAAGUGAACUUGACACUACACAUUUUACUACCACGUUUAUACUGUGUUUCUAUGAUGGACAAUCAUCUCUAUUUCAUUCCAUUGAUCGAAAGCACAGCUGUGCCUAAUAAAUAAUAUAAUGAAGUUUUUAUUGAUAGUAAUAUAAACAGAAGUUCUGAUGAGAAGAAAGAGGAAUCUUUUCUGAAAUAGUUUUGUACUGUCAUGGUGUUUACAGUCAGCCUGGCUGUCGGCAGUAGGGAUAUAUCCUCAGCUGUUGAACAUAACGUCAGACAGGUUGGCCGCAGGUGGUACGCUGCAACCAGCCUCAAAAGUUCUCUAGGAUAAAAAUAAGGAGCUGCUGUGUGCAUUUUAAAUUCACAUUUGCUUUUCUUAUACUCAAGUGCUUUGAGUUUGGCUUUUUAAACUACAAAGUGGAAGUUCUCAAUGUUAAUGCUGCAAAAUAAAGACUU
Molecule: messenger RNA, 1018 nt
Organism: Chelmon rostratus (copperband butterflyfish)
Lineage: Eukaryota; Metazoa; Chordata; Actinopteri; Chaetodontiformes; Chaetodontidae
Gene: tmem254
Product: transmembrane protein 254
Exons: 4
Coding region: 24-395 (123 amino acids)
Source: RefSeq, a predicted model, not a curated record